AUGUCUAAAGCCUAUAUACUAAUCGAAAUACCCAAAGAUCGUCGGUCACGCGAUAUUUCAAAUUUGCGGAAAUAUUUGGUGAGUUUUUUGGGGACAUUCUGGAAACAAUCUUUAUGGAUUUUCAGAAAAAUCAUAAUUUUUCAAAGUUUGAAACUAAUGAACCAGUCGAGAUUAUCUCACAACUACUCGACCCAGCGCCUGAUUAUUAUGAUCAAUUGGUAAGAAAAGAAGAUCACGUUGUUUUGAGAAAUGAGGAGGAUAAACAUGUGAUUAUUAGAGAGAAUUCGAAUCAAGAACUCUUGGAGAAUUGGGCGGUAAGUUUAAAAAAUAAGAGAAUUAUCUACCUCGAGUUUUGAGUAUAUAAUACAAAUUUACAGCGUGAAACUUUCGAGGAAAAUUCGGAUGAAAUGAAAUUGUUAUUAAGUGAUGAGACGAAUGAUAUUCAAAAUAGAAAUCUCAAACGCCCAAGUUCUUUCAAUGUUGAAGAUCUUCUUGAUUUACAUGAAGAUGAAGAUAGAGAAGCUAAACAAUCAUCGGUUCAAACAAUAUCUUCUGAUACAAAUUCCCGGGAGCGUUAUUAUUCAUCAAGCAGUUCUGAUACAGUUGUUGAUCAUGAUGCUAGAUAUUUUCGAAAGAAUGUGUACAGUGAUGAGGAGGAAUCGCAUGAGCAACGGAAAAUGAAUUCCACGUGUAAUGUAAGACUGGUUUCUAAUUAUAGAAAAAAAAAAUAAACUAAAAUUUUUAAAGCUAUGCGAUAAACUUCUCGAAGCUGGCUCGAAAAAAUCACAACUUCGCGCACAACUUUCGCACAUUAUAAGAGAGCAUGCAAUGUGCAACGUGCUCAACGAACACCUAAUCAGAAGGUAUUAUUAUAGAAUAGUAAAACUGAUAAGUGGAGAGGAAUUUCUUUUGUUACAGAUACCAAUGCCAAGCAUGCAAUAAAUAUCUGUCUUCUUUCGUACCACCGUGUGAACAUAUCAAUACGAAUCAUCGACUUGACACAUUUGAAAUUCGUUUCAAUGAUUUGUGGUGAGAAAUUUAGAAUAAUAUCAUAUAAAAUAUACAGAAAACUUGGAGGACCCAUUUGAACUUGUAUGCCAAAAUAAAAAUUUCUAAUUAAUUUUUUUGAGAUUUACAAUUUGGCUCAGAGCUGUAACUAACUAACUCCUAUAAUUUUAAAUUCGACAAAUCAAUUUUCCAAAAAUAAAAAAAACAUUUUUAGGACCAAGAAACAAAUUGAUCAAUGCAAUGUAACUCUACGAAUGUGUUUCGGAAGACAUCUUCCAAUUCCACGUGGACGUCGAGCUACAAAUGUUUAUGACCAGAAAUCGAAUUAUACAAUCAUUUCUCAUGAAGAACUCGAAAGUGGAGAAGCCAGCAGUUCAAGAACUAUCAGAACACAACGUGUUGGUUUGUCAGUAAGUUUUGAAACCCUCCCUCUUCGAAAAUAUUUAUAUUUAUCAAUUUGAACUUGAAAAAAUACACAAAUGCGAAAAAUAAAAUAAAAAAUACAUACAUAAAGAUGAAAAAAGAGAGAAAACGAAACUAAUGCGCUCGUUUUUUUCUCUAAACCCUCCAAAAACAAACUGACCCGUGUUCCUCGGCGCCGGUUGGUGUUCGAUGGAGCACGCUUACUGAGGAGUGGACAAGCUGGCGCUGACCGUUUGAAUUCGUCGGCGCCAAUUUGAAAUUCGGUCGCGCCGACAAUAAAUAUGAUGUUUGAUGUGAUGAGCAAAUUUGCCGAAGAGCUGGAAUUUUUUGUUGACACCUGAUUAGAAUUUUCGAUGAAAAACUGAUGAUUUUUCAUUGACAAGGUCAAAAUACAACUAUUGUUUCCAAGAAAAAAGUUUACGCAAUCUUCUGGAAAUUUAGAUAGCGAUGACGCGAGCAAAUGUUAUCAUGAACUAAAAGUUGGAAGGACAAAGAAAUCAAAAUAUCAUCACGAGACCAUGAUUAUUGAUAUUUUUCAUGAUAAGUAUGAAAAUUUAAAAAGGGGGCUUGAAAUUUUUCUCGAAAACCGUGCGUUAGAAAAUUCUCAUCUAUUUUCCAUGAGUUUUUCAAAGCCAAUUUUCCAUGAAUUUUUCAAAAUCAAAAAUAACUUACAUCUAUGAAUAAUCCUACGCGUAAGAAGACUAGAAAGCAUUUUUCGAUCGACCCUGGAAAUCACAUAAAGAUAUAUAUUUUGCAGACUCAUACGAUGGGACGAAAAUAUGGAGUUUCCGCAAGACCAAGAUCUUUUGGUGAAUAUAUGAAUUUACACUGGUUGGACAGUGAUGAGGAUCAAAAUGAUCAUGAAGAAAAAGAAGAAGAAGAAGACCAAGAAGACGAAUCCGAAUAUCAAUUUUAA
Molecule: messenger RNA, 2347 nt
Organism: Caenorhabditis angaria
Lineage: Eukaryota; Metazoa; Nematoda; Chromadorea; Rhabditida; Rhabditidae
Source: the annotation of a GenBank genome assembly